GAACUUCAUCUCAUCCAUCUCAUCCAUCCCAUCCAUCUCAUCCAUCUCACGCCAUGGCACGACGCAAGCGGGUAGCCCCGCCGCCCGACGACCCUCGCUGGCAGAACCAGUCCAAGUUCCGCAUUGCCGAACGGUUCUUCAAGCGAGCCAAGCGGGUGUCCUCCAGCCCGCUGCUCCUCGAGCCGCCUUCAGCGUCGCUCACGCCGAUCGUUCUGCCAAUCCGCUCAGCUGGCUCGCAGGUAGAGCCAGAUCUUGAUCCCCGACUGACUCGAGUGUCCCUGGCCAAGCCGCUCUCCAGUCUCCUGCCCCAGCACUUUGCCGACGGCGACCAGAGCCCGGCCGAGGCCUUUACCGUCAGCUCGAUCCCAGGGCUUGUCCUGAUCGCCAAUCCCUUCACCGAGGAGAGUCAGCGCACCCUCGUGCGGGCCUGUCUGCAAGACUAUGCCAAGCCCCCCAACGUCACCAACCUCGAUACCCACUAUGUCCUUCCUGAGUCGGGACUCUGGUCGAUAUACGAGGACUUUGUGACUCACGACCGCAGUCUCGAUGACCCGUCGAUGAUGGUCGCCCUUCGCAGCGGCGACCCAGUUACGAGGCCAGGAUAUGGCGACGACAUGGAUGGUCAGGAGCACGGACAUGACCUCGGGCAAGGCUCGGCCGACUCGAUGAACAGUGUCGACAGCAUCGGUCCCGAGCAUCCCACCGAGCAAGACACCGCCGACGCCAUCCAGAUCGAUCCGCCGACCUCACAAACACCGCUGCUCAAGUCCCUGAGCGUCGAGGCCGCCGUCCGCAAGCUGCGUUGGGCCUCGCUGGGACUGCAGUACAACUGGUCCGUCAAGGAAUACCACAUGGAUCGCCAGCCGCCCUUCCCGGCUCUGAUCGCGGAUCUAUGCCAGGCGAUCGUGACGGCUGCCGAGCCGCUGACUGGGUAUGCCAGCGAUCGGUUCCGAUGCGAGGCCGGCAUCGUCAACUAUUACCACUACAAGGAUGCGCUGAUGGCCCACCAGGAUCGCAGCGAACUCAACACAGAGGCGCCGCUGGUCAGCCUGAGUCUUGGACAUUCUUGCAUCCUCCUUAUGGGCACACCGGACAGGAACGACGAGCCAACGCCGAUUGUUCUCCAGAGCGGAGACAUUGUAGUCAUGUCGGGCCCCUGCCGACUUGCCUUCCACGGUGUGCCCCGCAUCAUCGAAGACACCCUGCCCGAGUAUCUCGCACGGCGGGACGAUGGCACUGACGAUGAGUGGAAGCCAUUUGGCGAGUUCUUGAGCCAAGCGCGGAUCAACGUCAACGUCCGGCAAGUCCACCCAGCUUGACCAACGCCAGACGGAGCCGUAUCAGCCUUCCUGAGAGAACAGAACCAACUUCCAUCCGUUUACAGCCACGACGGGGAUACGGGGAUGCAGGGAUGCGAUGACAUCGCCGAACGAUGCGGGCUCUGAGGCGGCUCAGUCUGUACCGCACCGCCUUCGACAUGCUGAACUCGUUAGCCGAGCCACAGCUCGAUGGACCCCAUUGAUGCAAAUCGUCCUCGCACCUCGCGGAGGCAGGGCAAAGGUGCUGCCUGCCUUCCAGACCCUGUCACCAGAGGCUGGGGUUUUGGACACACCCGGUAAUGAAAGCGCCUAUUCUGAACCAAGUCAAGCAUGGUCGGCAAUAUUAUUUUACACGGCGUAAGAGUUGCACAAGUACAAAGAAAUGUCUAUGGAACGAAAGUGAGGCGGAGGGGGAGAAGAAUAAAGCGAGGAAGGAAAUAAAUGAGUUGUUUGAUUGAGAUUGAGA
Messenger RNA from Polychytrium aggregatum, 1785 nucleotides. RefSeq lists its product as uncharacterized. Gene Ontology annotation, cellular component: cytoplasm; nucleus. Bases 54 to 1319 code for a protein of 421 amino acids. The transcript is spliced from 3 exons. NCBI's taxonomy places the organism in Eukaryota, Fungi, Chytridiomycota, Chytridiomycetes, Polychytriales. The record is from RefSeq and is a predicted model, not a curated record.